Molecule: messenger RNA, 1205 nt
Organism: Drosophila serrata
Lineage: Eukaryota; Metazoa; Arthropoda; Insecta; Diptera; Drosophilidae
Gene: Fnta
Product: farnesyl transferase alpha
Biological process (GO): protein geranylgeranylation; protein farnesylation
Cellular component (GO): protein farnesyltransferase complex; cytoplasm; CAAX-protein geranylgeranyltransferase complex
Molecular function (GO): CAAX-protein geranylgeranyltransferase activity; protein farnesyltransferase activity
Source: RefSeq, a predicted model, not a curated record
CUAAUCCAGCGGCUGAUAAAAACAGGCAACCAAAAAGUCAACACUUCCAUUUCCAUCCGCGUCCAGCCAAGUAUUCUCUAACUAUCCAUUAACCAAGAUGUGCGACAGCUCGGACGAGGAGUUCCUGGGCACGGACUGGCUGCCAUAUAGCGCACGCUCCGAGUGGGCGGACGUAGAGCCGCUGGCGCAGGAUGACGGUACCAAUCCGGUGGUCUCCAUUGCCUACAGCCAGAUGUUCCGUGAGGUGUUCGACUAUAUGCGUGCGGUGAUUGCGCGUGGCGAGAAGUCGCAGCGCGCUCUGGACCUCACCACCGAUGCACUGCGCCUGAACCCGGCCAAUUACACUGUGUGGCAGUACAGGCGUGAUAUUCUCCGCGAACUGAAGGCCGAUUUAAAUGCUGAGCUGGACUAUCUAAGCGAAGUAAUUGGUCAGAAUGCUAAGAACUAUCAGGUGUGGCACCACCGGCGUGUCAUCGUGGAGAUGCUAAACGAUCCCAGUAACGAGCUGAAGCUCACAGAGAACUCUCUGGUCAAUGAUGGCGAUGCCAAGAAUUACCAUGCCUGGCAGCACCGUCAGUGGGCCAUACGCACCUUCAACCUCUAUGACGACGAGCUGAACUUUGUGGACCGUUUGAUUUGUGAGGAUCAACGCAACAAUUCGGCCUGGAACCAGCGUUUCUUUGUGAUCAAGCAUUUCGGCUUCACGCCUGAUCUAAUCCAGCGGGAGCUCACCUACACGAUGAAUCGGAUUCGCAUUAUCAAGAACAACGAGAGUGCCUGGAACUAUCUGGUCGGUGUGAUGCGGCAGGGAGGCAAAGGCCAAGGACUGAGCAGCUAUCCAGAGGUGGUGGCCUUCGUGGAGGAGAUUUACCAGGCCGGCAAUCGGUCACCCUAUCUGCUGGCCUUCCUUGUCGAUUUGUAUCAGGAGCAGGCACUGCAUCAGAAGGUCGGCGAAAGCGAUCAGUUGGCACGCAAGGUCUACGGCCUCUGCGAGGACAUGGCCACCAAGCAUGAUGUGAUACGUCGUAAGUACUGGCAGUAUGUGGCCACACAUUUAAAGAAUCAGCUGAACAAGGCCGCCGAGCAGCAGGAGCAGCAGUAGUAGGUCCCAGUUCCAGCAUUUUUUGCUUAGUUUUAACUCCACAAACGACGUACAUAGGCCUUCUUUAUACAUAAAUAAAACUUAAUUUACCAUAAAUACUGUA